Messenger RNA from Monopterus albus (swamp eel), 2564 nucleotides. RefSeq names its product zinc finger protein 239-like. Bases 28 to 720 code for a protein of 230 amino acids. Lineage: Eukaryota; Metazoa; Chordata; Actinopteri; Synbranchiformes; Synbranchidae. Gene Ontology annotation, cellular component: PcG protein complex; chromatin; transcription regulator complex. Gene Ontology annotation, molecular function: DNA-binding transcription factor activity, RNA polymerase II-specific; RNA polymerase II cis-regulatory region sequence-specific DNA binding. Gene Ontology annotation, biological process: regulation of transcription by RNA polymerase II. The record is from RefSeq and is a predicted model, not a curated record. The transcript has 2 exons.
CUAUAGGAACAGAGAAGAGGAACCGGAAUGGAGCUUCACUCCUGUCAGCACUGUGACGAGGCCUUCUCAACAUCACAGUCUUUAAAGCGUCAUCAACGUAUUCACACUGGAGAGAAGCCGUACAGCUGUGACCAAUGUGACUCAGCUUUUAGACAUUUGGGGAAUCUAAAAGUCCAUCAAUGCAUUCACACUGGAGAGAAGCCGUACAGCUGUGAUCAGUGUGGUUCAGGUUUUCGACGUUUGCAGCAUCUAAAAGUCCAUCAGCGUAUUCACACUGGAGAGAAGCCGUACAGCUGUGAUCAGUGUGGUUCAGGUUUUAGAAGGUUGGAGCAUCUAAAAGUCCAUCAGCGUAUCCACACUGGAGAGAAGCCGUACAGCUGUGAUCAGUGUGGCUCAGGUUUUAGCGAGUUGGGGAGUCUAAAAGUCCAUCAACGUAUUCACACUGGAGAGAAGCCAUACAGCUGUGAUCGGUGUGGCUCAGCUUUUAGACAGUUGGGGAGUCUAAAAGUCCAUCAGCGUAUUCACACUGGAGAGAAGCCGUACAGCUGUGAUUGGUGUGGCUCAGCUUUUAGACAGUUGGGGACUCUAAAAGUCCAUCAGCGUAUUCACACUGGAGAGAAGCCGUACAGCUGUUAUCAGUGUGGCUCAGCUUUUCGAAGGUUGGAGCAUCUAAAAGUCCAUCAGCGUAUUCACACUGGUGUAGUGGUUAAAGCAAACUGAAUAUAAUCAUAAUAGUAUCAGAAUAUAGUUAAUAGUUAUUAAUAUAGUUAAUAGUUAAUAUUAGUAAAUCCACAACAUGUAGUAUGGUCAGGGUGAACUUUCUGCUCCUUGUACGAGUCUCUGCAAGGACAUCGGGCGCCAAACUUCCUGUUGUUUAGCACAGUGUGCAGGGGGUUCCCAACAAUAGAGAAGUGUAACCAGGGUGGGGGCCCGGUUGGACGUCAAGAUCUGGACAAUCACAGGAAGUGGGGAAUGGCCAUAUAGUUAGCUGCAGAGUUGAUCAGGUGCGUGUGUGAAGACCCGAGGGGAAGACUAGAACUGGUGACUGACAGCUUGACUUUCUCUGCAGAGGCCCAGACUGACACAGACUGGCAUUGGCGUGGUAGGAGCCGGUCAGAGGGGUCCGACACCUGGCAGUGGCUUCCUGGGCACAGAGCCGGCUUUUCACAAGUGGCCACUGAAAAAAGGUGGGUUGACUUUUUCAUAUAAUUGAUGAAUGGCUCUCUCUGUGCCUACGGAGUGCUGUGUUGAGUGAUGGUAGGUUAAUUUUUAAACCUAAACUUAUCUCCUGAUUGGUUUAUCCUUCAAGUAGCUGCGUGCAUUGGGGAAAAAAAAGAAAGAGGGAGAGAAAAGUGAAAGAGGGCUGGAGAUAGAAUCACCAGUACUGACUUUGACAUUGUAUAUAUGACUUAUCAACGCUUACUAAUUAUGUGACUGUGUGAUUGUGUUGGUUAUGGUUGUUGUUUUAUGAGUGAGAAAACUGCAGCCAAUUGGGUGUUAGAACUUAUGGUUUGGAGAAGCUAAAUGACAGACCGGUUUGGAGAAGCUAAAUUGUGAGCUAUAAAUAAUAAGAGUGUCUGGUAGGGAUUUAAAUAAAAAUGUUAUGAUACGGCUGCAAAGCAAGUUUUGUACUGCUAGUGGGUCUACAGCAGUUUGGAGCUCAAAGAGUAGUCACACUGUUUGGAGAAGCUAAAUCAUAUGUUAAGGUGACAGGUGAAAUUAUAAGAGUAUCUGUAAGAGCAGACAAUCUUGCGUCCUCAUAGUUACCUUUUCAGUUAAAUUUGUUUGGUGUACUUAACAGUUUGGAGAGUAAUAAAUUGAAGUAGUUUAACUGCGAGGGGUGUGACGCUAGGUCUCGGCUGGAGUGAUCAGCUGGUCCGAGCCUGGCCUGUCCUUAUGGGCACCGGUCAUACGGUUCCUGUUGGCCAAGUAUAGUGAAAGCCCACUUACAAGCGCUUGUAGAGUUUUAAAUAAAAGUCUGGACUUAAAGUGUGUGUUUGAAUACAGGCCUAUGUGUGUGUGUGUGUUGAGACAAACUCUUCUAGUGGUGAGAGAAGUGUAUGCGUAGGGUCAGAUGUGAGAGUGCUCUCUGGUUGUGCAUAUGUGUUGUAAAUUGCUCCAUGUUUUCUGAAAUGUGAAAAAGUUUGCUUAGAAAUGUAUAUUGUGUUAUACUGAAGGUUUAUACAAGCUAAAGAUACACUGAAAAUAUACUGUAUAUACAUUGUGUUAAACUGCGCAGUUUUGCUUUUGGGUGUGGUUUGCUCUGUGUGUGUGUAUGUGUGCAUGUAGCUCACUCUUCACAUGGGUGUUCACUGUGUGUGUGCGUGAAUGCGAGUAUUUUAACUGCGUAUGUAGAGGCGCGUGUGUGUUUUUUGGGUGUGGUAAAGGAGUCUGGUGUAUUGAUAACUGUAUAUUAUUACAUUCCUGUUGUUUUCAUUAUUAUGUUUCUGUUGUUGUCAUAAGUUCAGUAUUUGUGCAAUUUAUAUUUUAUAAGAUUUGUGUUUAGAGGUUUAUAAUCUUGCGGUUCUUUUUUGCUGUUGAUGUCAUGGUCUGCGGAGAGCGAG